UUCCAUGGAGAUAUGGCUAGAGGUAAAGAAAGGACUAGAUUAAGAGGUGGAAGGAGUGGAGGCCGCACUUCUCAUGCUCAUUCAAACAUUGAAGGAUCAAGCAAUACUGAUAGUGUACCAUUUUCAGAUGCCAAUAUUCCAAGUGUUGAGGAAACAGUGAAUGGUAUUGGAUCUCAACAACCCAAUCAAAAUGUUGUAGCUGUUAGUGAUACUCAAGCAAAUUAUGGUAGCAUACAAGAUGUUUCAACCAUUGUUGGGAGAUUACGUAUCACAGUUGUGAAUGGAUUGUUAGAGCCAUCUAGCCAAUGUGCAAGGAUAAUCACAAAAAAGUUUAAGGAAAAAGUUGACUUUGAAGGAUACACAUGGAAAACAGUGUCACAACCUAUAAGAGACUUUUAUUUUGAAGAAUUUCGGAAGCACUUUAUUUGGGAUUCCUCAUUCGAGGCACAAGUAAAGGAAGCUUGGGUUUUGAAAGCUUCACAGCGAUAUAGUGAUUUUUUGAGAGAUAUAAGGGAUGCAACAACAAAACUGGAGUAUCUAAGAGGGUCAAUAUCUAAUGCUGAGCAUGGGAAGAAGCUUGAAUCUAAAUUGGGUCGAAAAGCCACUCCACAUGAGUUUUUUUUGCAUACUCAUACUAAAAAACAUGAUGGAGAAACUUUUGUAGAUAUCAAGUCAAAGACAAUCAAUGAUAAGAUGUUGACUUUGAAACAACAUGCAAUUUCUACGGAAUCUGCAUCAACAAACUCAGGACCUACUCCAGUAGACGAAUUAGCCCUUUAUAUUGAAGCUGUUGGUGGAGAGAAGAAAAGAAGAAUCUAUGGUCUUGGUUCUCAAGCAUCUUCCUAUUAUGGAUGCUCUAAUUCAAAUGUCAAUAACUCAACUGCAACAUCUACUAUAAAAAAUAAUGAAGAUUUACAAAACGAGUUAGCAUCUGUCCGUAAUCAAUUACAAAUCCAAGAGGAGCGGCAUCAACAAGAGCAUCAAGAAACUCAACAAGAGCUUCAACAAACUCGACAAGAGGUGGCUGAAAUGAGAAUGAUGCUACAAUUACUUAUAUCUCAAAAUCAAGCACCUUCUCAAAUAAAUCAAUCAGGUCAUGAUGAAGAUGGUGAUCCCACUCCACCAAAUUAG
Dioscorea cayenensis subsp. rotundata (Guinea yam) is the source of this 1131-nucleotide messenger RNA. RefSeq lists its product as uncharacterized. The coding region runs from base 13 to 1131 and encodes 372 amino acids. The transcript is spliced from 7 exons. The record is from RefSeq and is a predicted model, not a curated record. NCBI's taxonomy places the organism in Eukaryota, Viridiplantae, Streptophyta, Magnoliopsida, Dioscoreales, Dioscoreaceae.